Molecule: messenger RNA, 2671 nt
Organism: Dromaius novaehollandiae (emu)
Lineage: Eukaryota; Metazoa; Chordata; Aves; Casuariiformes; Dromaiidae
Gene: ECD
Product: ecdysoneless cell cycle regulator
Exons: 13
Coding region: 32-2032 (666 amino acids)
Cellular component (GO): nucleus
Source: RefSeq, a predicted model, not a curated record
GCGCCGCGCCGCCGCCCGCCGCCGCCCCGCCAUGGCGACGCCCCGCCCCGCGCUGCGCCGCGCCGGGGAGGCGGAGCGGCAGUGCGCAGCGCGGCCCAGCACGGCCCGGCCCGGCCCCGCGCGCAUGGAGGGCGGCCGGCGGGCCGCGCCGGCGGAGGACGCCGUGCGCUACCGCCUCUUCCCGGUGGCGGGCGGCGAGGCGACCCUGCGCCGCUGCGCCGAGAGGAUCCUGCUGCGCUUCGCGCCGCUCCUGGCCGCCUACAUCUGGCAGCGGCAGCCCUUCCGCCUGCGCUGCGUGCCCGCCCGCGGCGACACCCCGGCGCACAUCGGCGGCACCACGCUGUUCGGGGAUAACGUGGAGGACGAGUGGUUCGUCGUCUACCUCGUCCGGGAGAUCACCAGGGAGUUCCCGGAGCUCGCCGCCAGGAUUGACGACAACGAUGGGGAGUUUCUGUUGAUAGAAGCUGCCGAUUUCCUCCCGAAGUGGCUGAAUCCUGAGAACAGUGACAACAGGGUAUUCUUUUACAAAGGAGAACUGCACAUCAUUCCACUGCCAGAGACUCAUGGGCAGGAAUGGGAACUACCUGCUUCCACUCCAACAAUCUCGCAGGCGUUGACGUUAUUAUCCACCCGUUCGGAGGAGUGUCUGGCCGCAAAACCCAUUAGAACAGCAGUGUAUAAACGCAUCAGUGGGUAUCCUGAGAAAAUUCAGGCCUCAUUUCACCGAGCCCACUGCUACCUCCCGGCAGGAAUUGUGGCAGUGCUGAGGCAGCGCCCUUCAUUGGUGGCUGCAGCAGUCCAGGCCUUUUACCUGCGAGAUCCCAUAGAUUUGCGAGCGUGUCGCUGUUUUCGAACUUUCCCUCCGGAUGAGCGUGUGAUGACUGUAGUUACGUUCACAAAGUGUUUGUAUGCACAACUAAUGCAGCAGAAGUUUGUUCCAGACAGACGCAGUGGAUACACACUGCCCCCGCCAUCUCACCCUCAAUACAAAGCCCAUGAACUGGGCAUGAAACUGGCUCAUGGCUUUGAGAUUUUGUGCUCUAAAUGCAGUAAAGUUUCUCCUGAUUCCAAGACAAGUGUCUUAAGCAAUCCCUUGUGGGAGAGAUUCCUCAGCAGCCUGAAGGAAAAAAACUAUUUCAAGGGAGAAAUGGAAGGAUCUGCUAAGUACUUGGAACUGCUGCAUAUGGCAGAAGAUUACUUCCAGCACUCCGUUACCAAGCCAGAAAGCUCUGUUGCAGUGAGCCCAGGUGAUGAAAUUUUGACAUUGCUGCAGACAACAACCUUCGAUUUGAAGGAGUUUGAGAAAGAAGCAGCUUGUCUUCCUCCAGCAGAUGAUGACAGUUGGCUGGAGAUUUCACCAGAUGAUCUAGACCAGAUGUUGAAGGAGGCAACAAAUGAUUCCCAUCCUUCCUCGAAUGAGGAAGAGCAGAAAUACGACUUGGAAACAGUUGUUGAAAGUAUGAAGGCUUUUGUAUCCAAAGUCUCAACACACGAAGGAGCAGAAAUGCCAUGGUCAUCUGAUGAAGCUCAUGUUACCUUUGAUGUUGACUCUUUUACAAAUGCCUUAGACAGAAUUUUAGGGGCAGGCUCAGAAGAACUGGAUUCUGAUGAUUUGGAUGAAGAGGAGGAGUUUGACUUCUCAGAUGAGGAUGAUGAAGACAUAGAUGUUGAAAAUCAAAGGCAAGCGCAGAAGGCAUUGCCUAAUGAAGCUGCAGGUAGUCUCAAGUCAUAUAUGAAGGAGAUGGACUGUGAACUGGCACAUACCAAUGUUGGCAAAAGUUUCACCAUCCAAAAGAAAGGGGCAAAUUCUGCUACGGCAACUCUGUCUCAAAAUGCUGGCCAUGAUUCUGGGGCUGAAGAUACUGAGCUGACACCCGUUGAUCUGGAUAUGAACCUCGUGACUAACCUGCUUGAAUCCUAUAGUGCUCAGGCUGGACUGGCGGGACCUGCUUCUAACAUUUUACAGAGCAUGGGGGUGUAUUUACCUAAAAAUGCCGAUCAUGUAGGUUCUAAUGAGGAAGUGGAAGAAUAACAGAUUGUCUUAAUUCCGAAGACAUGGCUGAUUGGGAAAAGCAGCACAGAAAGAGUAGCAGUGCUUUGGAAGAAGAGACAAAAGGUUUGACUUCUAAGCAUUUUAUGUAUUAGUUAUGUGUGGCUUUAAAAAUACAAGGUUGAAUUUAUCUGGAAAAGCUUUCCGUUUGAAUACUGUCCUGGAUAGAAAAGGGAUUUUUCCAGUGCUAACCCGUCUUCAGAAAACUGAAAAAUGAUGUUGUGACUUGAAUGAAACUCAUUACAAAGCUUGUCUUUAAUAUUAACAUUGACAAUCCAAUUUGGCAUAUUUCAAAAAUGUCCUUUUACCCAUUACUAAUUGGUUUCAAUACCUGGAAAGCAGUUCAUAUUCUGAAAACGCUGCUGUGGUCAGGGAAAGACAGAGGAAUACUAUAUUAUAGGAACAGUGUUCUCUCGUGGAUUUGGAGACCCUGAUUAACAGCAAACACUUAACUGCUUUUCCAAAAGUAUUAAUGCUUCAUUGUAAGAACAUCUGAUAUUUCUUAGAAGAAUCUGUUUUUUAUUAAGCAGGAAUAUUUGAGGAAUUAUCAAAUUGAAUGUGUAAAUAUUGCUAUAAGUAUUUUUUUGAAUUUAUUUAAAUAAAAACAGAAGUACAACUUGA